AAUUCCUUUAAAAAGGAGAAGAUAUUUCGCCUCAGAAGCCGAAUCUUCACUCAGGGAUCGAAAUAUGGCAGACAAAUGGAAGAACACGGCGAUGCUCGUCGUCGACAUGCAGAGGGAAUUCGUAGAAGACGGUUCUCCCAUACAACUGAAAAGUGGGAAAGCCAUUGUUCCUAAUGUUGUGAGAGCCGUUGAGAUCGCAAGGCAGCGUGGCAUUCUCGUAAUUUGGGUUGUCCGAGAGCACGACCCUCAAGGAAGAGACGUCGAACUAUUCAGACGACACGCUUAUGCUUCUGGGAAAGGGCCGUGCAUCAAGGGAAGCUCGGGUGCAGAGCUCGUGGACGGAUUGAUGAUCAAAGGGAGAGAAUACAAGAUCGUGAAAACCCGUUUUAGCUCGUUCUUCGAUACCAAUCUUCACUCGUUCCUUCAAUCUUGCGCGGUUAACAAGAUAGUCAUUACCGGUAUUCAAACUCCAAACUGCAUCAGACAGACGGCUUUCGAUGCGGUGACAUUGGAUUACCCGUCUGUGACUGUCAUCGUUGAUGCCACGGCUUCUGCUACGCCCGAGAUUCAGGCUGACAACAUUCGGGACAUGAAGAACAUCGGCAUUUCGGCUCCUACGUUACAGGAAUGGUCCGAAGAUGCGUAGCUUAGAUUGAAUAUAAGAUCCUUCUAGAAGGUUAAGAUUGAAAGCCUGCUUCUGUGUUCUUGGUGUUAUGUAUAAAACGACUUCUAAGAUUAAGAUUGAAUAUUCGAACCUUCUCGGUU
Tarenaya hassleriana is the source of this 765-nucleotide messenger RNA. Its product is annotated as probable inactive nicotinamidase At3g16190. The record is from RefSeq and is a predicted model, not a curated record. Lineage: Eukaryota; Viridiplantae; Streptophyta; Magnoliopsida; Brassicales; Cleomaceae.